GACGAACUGAGCUCGGCCAUCGGGCUUGCUGGUGAAUUCAGUAGUGAAAAAGGCCACACGUUCAUUGAGCAGCUUCACAAAGUCCAGUGUAUGCUGCAGGAUGUGGGCUCCAACAUCGCGACGCCUCUUUCCUCAGCCAGGGAGGCUCACUUAAAACGAACAUCUUUUAGCGAGAAGCCAGUUCUGGAGCUGGAGCAGUGGAUUGACACUUACUCCGAGCAGCUUCCUCCGCUCAGAGCUUUCAUCUUGCCAUCAGGAGGUAAAAGCAGUGCUGCUCUCCAUUUUUCCCGAGCUGUCUGCCGCCGAGCUGAAAGGUGCGUGGUUCCUUUAGUACAAGCAGGGGAAGCAGAUCCAAACGUGGCUAAAUAUUUAAACAGGCUGAGCGACUACCUCUUCGUUUUGGCACGUUACGCUGCGAUGAAGGAAGGGAAGGAGGAGAAGAUCUAUAUAAAGCCUGAACCGUAA
Eurypyga helias (sunbittern) is the source of this 465-nucleotide messenger RNA. RefSeq names its product methylmalonic aciduria (cobalamin deficiency) cblB type (gene MMAB). The transcript is spliced from 7 exons. Lineage: Eukaryota; Metazoa; Chordata; Aves; Eurypygiformes; Eurypygidae. Gene Ontology annotation, molecular function: corrinoid adenosyltransferase activity. The annotation marks the transcript as partial. The record is from RefSeq and is a predicted model, not a curated record.